AUGGGUUCAUCUUCUUCGAAAGUUCCGAACGCGAAAACAGUCACCACAUCGCAACAAGAAGUUGAACCAGAUGCACAAUGCUCGGUACCAGAACCAGAAGCAAGAGACGAUAGCUUUUCAUUCCUGUUAGAUAAUUUGGAGCUUUCAUCGGUGUCCGAUGAGCAGCUCGCAGAAUUGUUCUCGACCGCACCGAUAAUCCACCACUAUGGUGCUGUCAAGAUUGUCAGAUUGUCCAAAACUCUUGCUCUAAAAGGUGGUCGAGGCGUUGCCCCAAGCGAGGCACGAAAUAUGAAGUUCGUCACCGAAAACUUGUCACUCUCUGCACCAAAGGUCUACCGAGACUUUGCUGCUGAUGUCCCCGGACCGUUUGAUGAGGGGUUAGUAACAGGUCAUUUUAUUGUCAUGGACUAUAUAUCUGGACCGACAGUUCAGGAGUGUUGGGAGUCCCUCGAUGUGCAUCAACGACAAUCAGCAGCUGAUCAGGUCGCCAGCAUGGUCAACACUAUGCAAUCCAGGCCUCUUGAUUUACCGUCAGGACCUGUUGGUGCGACAGGAGAUUUAUGUUUUGAAGGUCCAUGGUUCACUGAAGAUGGUGCCGGUCCAUUUCCAACUUUAAAAGAUCUAGAAGACUGGUGUAAUCACAAAGUCGACAUUUCUAUAUUGUUCAAAGAUAUACCUUCAGACUCUCCCAGAUUCAAAUUCGAGCAGCUGGUAUUCACGCAUCAAGAUAUUGCGCCAAGAAAUAAUAUUCUCGACGUGCAGGGCAAGGUGUGGAUGAUUGACUGGGGGCUGGCGGGUGCGUAUCCUCCUGGGUUUGAGCAAGCUAUUCUACACAGAGAGGCGAAAAGUGAUAAAGAGCUUGCGCAAAUGGUCCUCGCGAGGUUGUCAGAUCGACAAGAGCAUGUAUCAAGACAAUAUGAGUCAAUCGCGUUUGGGCUUUCGCGAGGAGCACAUCUUUGA
Molecule: messenger RNA, 960 nt
Organism: Glarea lozoyensis ATCC 20868
Lineage: Eukaryota; Fungi; Ascomycota; Leotiomycetes; Helotiales; Helotiaceae
Product: Protein kinase-like (PK-like)
Exons: 2
Coding region: 1-960 (319 amino acids)
Source: RefSeq, a predicted model, not a curated record